Messenger RNA from Caenorhabditis auriculariae, 312 nucleotides. The record is from the annotation of a GenBank genome assembly. Lineage: Eukaryota; Metazoa; Nematoda; Chromadorea; Rhabditida; Rhabditidae.
AUGAUUUCUCUGAACUCUCCAGCGGCAGCCGCGUUCUGUCGCCUCGAUGUUUCCGUUCUUUUGCUGUUUCAUUCGCAAGAACAGUUUAUCUCCGCCCUAUCACUGGGCGCCGAAAGACUGAUACUCUUCACUGCCUUGCUGCCAGCUGCUGCCAACCACUCCCCGGAUCUUUCCGACACCUCCUACAGCUCCAAUCGACCGACAAACCUCACGUCGACCCCCCUCCCCCCUUCUCCAACUUCGAACCAAUACUUGGUCAGUUUAUUAAAGGUCUUUCCAGGUAGCGAUGCUCAAAUCAGGAGAGGUUAUUAA